Messenger RNA from Plasmodium gonderi, 582 nucleotides. RefSeq lists its product as hypothetical. The coding region runs from base 1 to 582 and encodes 193 amino acids. The transcript has a single exon. Lineage: Eukaryota; Apicomplexa; Aconoidasida; Haemosporida; Plasmodiidae. The record is from RefSeq and is a predicted model, not a curated record.
AUGAGCAAAUAUAAAAGUUCCCUAUUAAUCACACUGAUAAGUAGCACACUUGGGUGGAACUUGAACAGAUUAUAUCGGAAAAACGAAUUGAGCUUGUAUGGGGUUAGAAAUGACCAUGAUAUAAUCGUAGUUAGACAAGUAAACAUUUCUGAUAAAAAGGACACGAAAAAUUAUGUUCCUAGUAAAAAUAACAACACCUCUAAUACAAAAGACAUCCAAGAAUCAUCCAUUUUAAAUGAAAACGAGUUACUAAAUGUAGUGCAACAUUUUAAUGACAUUAAUAAAAAACACAAAGGAUUUUGCGAAACUAAUAUUUUUAAAAACUCGACAUUUUCAAACAUAAAUAAUGAACAUAAUAAUGAUGAAAGUUUUAACACAUACUUGAUAAUAGACAAAUGGAAAACAAAAAAUGAAUUUGAAAAGUCCAGAAAGGAAUUCGAAAUAUUGUUUGCACAGAAAAAUAAUAUAUAUAAUAAAAAAAUAGAGGAUCUUUAUUUCAAAUAUGAAAUGUACAAUAACAACUAUGAAACUUCCUCAGCACAAAAUAUUUUCCAAAAAUUGUAUUAUUUUAUUUUUGAUUAA